ACCCAGCUCCUCCAACUCUGCGCUUUGCACAGCACUGACCAUGAGAGACCAGGCAGUGUAAGUGAGGGGAUUUUAUUCAGUAAGAGUCCAGCUCCCUGCACAUCAAACUGUGGUGCUAAACUGGAGCUUGGUAUUUCAGGAACAUGGGUUGCAAAAUGAGAUCCAUGCAUUUUGUGCUUUGGUGUCUUUACUUCAUGCUCCUUCACUUGUUUUGCACAGCACAAGAUGAAGACAUGAAAUUAAGUUGUAGGACAGCACCAAGUGAUUUAGUAUUCAUACUCGAUGGAUCAUGGAGUGUGGAUGACAUAAACUUUGAGAUUGUCAAACGUUGGCUGGUAAAUAUUACCAUGAGCUUCGACAUCGGUCAGAAGUUCACCCAGGUUGGGGUGGUGCAAUAUAGCGAUGACCCCUUCUUGCAUAUACCCCUAGGAAAACAUUUUUCAAGCAGUGACCUCAUCAAGGCAAUGGAGUCCAUAGAAUACAUGGGUGGGAACACAAACACAGGGAAGGCCAUAAAGUUUGCCAAUGACAAACUCUUUGCCUUGUCUGAGCGAGGUCCGAAUGGCAUUGCAAAAAUUGCUGUGGUUCUGACGGAUGGGAAGUCACAAGAUGAAGUGCUAGCUGCUGCAGAAGCUGCAAGGAAAAAAGGGAUAAUUCUUUUCGCAAUUGGCAUUGGUUCUGAGAUCGAGGAGGGAGAGCUCAAGGCCAUUGCCAACAAACCAUCCUCAACCUAUGUUUUUUAUGUGGAAGACUAUAAAGCUAUUGUAAAGAUCCGUGAAGUUAUUAGGCAGAAGCUGUGUGAAGAGACUGUAUGCCCAGCAAAGAUUCCAAUCAAUUCUCGAGAUGAGAAAGGAUUUGACAUUCUCCUCCAUCUCAACUUGGCUAAAAAAGCUAAAAAGACACAAGGAUCUUUUGAUGGCAGCAAUGCCUACCAGGUGACAUCCCGAGUUGACCUGAGUGAGAGCACUAGGAUGUUAUUUCCAGGCGGACUUCCACCAUCCUAUGUUUUUGUGGCCACGCUGAAGUACAAAGGCUCUGUGGUUAUGGAGGAUUGGGAUCUAUGGCGGAUACAGACUAAGGAUGAAAAGCCUCAAAUGGCUGUUACUCUGAAUGGUCUAGACAGAACAGUGAUGUUCACCACCACAAGCAACACACCAAGUGGAACUCAAACUGUGGUCUUCACUAAAGCACCUGCUAAGAAACUAUUUGAUGAAAAAUGGCAUCAGCUGCGUCUUCUAAUUACAGAGGAAGACAUCACUCUGUAUGUUGAUGAUUUGGAAAUUGAAACCUUGGCAUUGGAGCCUCCUGAUGGUAUUUUUAUUAAUGGAAAAACACAGGUUGGGAAGUACGUAAGCAAAGAAACAACUGUACCUUUUGAAAUACAAAAACUCAGAAUCUACUGUGACCCUGAGCAGAAUAACAGAGAAACUGCCUGUGAAAUACCUGGAGUUGAUGGAGAGUGUACUUAUGGACCAGGUGACAUUGAUUUAACACCAGAGCCAUGCAUCUGUCCACCUGGGCCACCUGGUGCCCCAGGAAUGAAGGGAGAACAGGGGAAAACAGGAGAUCCUGGUAUACCUGGCCCAGCUGGUGCUGAUGGUAAGCCUGGUGUCCCAGGUUUUAGAGGAAGUCCAGGAAUUCAAGGCACUCCUGGCAUGGAGGGGCCACGUGGAGCUGAUGGACAUAAGGGGGGGAAAGGAAGUCCCGGGGAAGCAGGUGACAGUGGUAUCCCAGGUUUACCCGGGCCACCUGGCAAACCAGGUGAAAAGGGGUCUGCUGGCAAUCAAGGCAUACAAGGACUACCAGGCAAAGAUGGACAAAUGGGUGAAAAAGGGAGUAGAGGCCCCGCUGGUCCACCUGGAUAUCCAGGAGAGCUUGGAGCACCUGGCAGGGAUGGGAAAGAUGGAAUUCCUGGAGGAAUUGGUCUAAAGGGAGAUCCAGGACUGCCUGGAAUUCCUGGAGUAGAUGGAAGAGAGGGACAUCCCGGCAUACCUGGUAUACCUGGAAAUGAUGGUCAAAAUGGAAUGAAGGGUGAAACUGGCUUGCCAGGACCGAAAGGAGCCAAAGGUACACCUGGAGACUCUGGUGAGAUGGGAUUGACUGGAAUGCCUGGUUCAAGUGGACAACCUGGCCCCAAGGGCACUAAAGGGGACAGUGGAAAACCAGGUCAACCAGGACCUCCAGGACUAGAGGGUAAGCCUGGAGAACCUGGGGCAGUUGGCCAGCCAGGACAUCCAGGAAUGUCAGGAUCACCAGGACUGAAGGGUCAAAGAGGAGAUGCUGGUGAAGGAGGAGUAGAUGGGAUGAAAGGUGAAAAAGGAGACUCUGGGCGACCUGGUGUUCAUGGUUUACCUGGGCAAGCUGGGCAGAAAGGAGAGGAAGGGACAGCAGGAGAGCCUGGUCAAAGGGGUCAGGUGGGCCAUCAGGGGCUCCCUGGACAGCACGGACAGACAGGACCUUCAGGUCCCAGAGGACAGAGCGGCGAAAUAGGCCCCCCAGGACCACCUGGACCUGAAGGACGACCUGGCAGAGAGCUGUCUGAGCAACAUAUACAGCAGAUUUGCAGAGAUGUCCUUCGAUCUGAGAUUCCUGCUCUUCUAUUGAGUAGCCAACACAAUCAUCACAGAAGCUGUGAUCGAUGCUACACACAGGUGGGACCCCCAGGGCCUCCAGGGCCACCAGGCCCUCAUGGCUUUCAAGGAUUCCCAGGUUUAUCUGGUUCUAAUGGGCUGCAAGGUCCGCAGGGUUUAUCUGGGCGGCCAGGUGUCCCUGGCAUGAAAGGUGAUCCAGGAGAAAAGGGUGAGAAAGGAAACCAAGGACGGUCACAAAUUGGAGAUCCAGGUCUCCCAGGAACACCAGGUCCAAUUGGUCCACCAGGGGUCGGAAAACCAGGCCACCCAGGUAAGCCGGGCCCACCUGGUCACAACGGCGAGGAGGGAAAGAGUGGGCACCCUGGCGAGCCUGGUCAACCAGGCGUGUGCCAUCCUUCCAUGUGCUACGGUGCAAUGUUGCGAAGAGAUCCUUUCAGUAAAGGGCCAAACUAUUGACAAAGCUUUGGCUGAAGUGCAGACAGUCUGGAUGCGGUGCUGCUCAGUGAAUGAAAGAAAACGAUAACAGCAAAUCUUUCCAAUCUCAGGAUGAUCAUGUUUUUCAAGAGUUUUUCUCACUCAUGGACCCAUGAAGUACCUCUUUAAGUGUAGAUAUUAAGAUGAUGUUGCCUACAUUAAAGGGGUCCUAUUAUGCUCUUUUACAAAGUUAUGAUUUUGUUUUGGGGGUGAGAACUAGAACAUGCUUGGUGGUUUAAGAAAUUCAUUAUUUUUCACAUAAUUUAUACUAUUACAAUAACUUUCUCCCCAGCAUUGGCACAAAUGGCUCGAUCAGUUCCAGGUCUGAUGAAGGCCCGCCUUCCGAAAAACUAAAUGUGUUGUGAUUGUUUAGCUGUCCCAGUGCGUUGUGAUUAGCUUAGACGAUGUUUCAGUACUGCCACACCUCUUGUCAAAGCAGCAAGUUCGGUCUGCUCCGGUAUAAUUAAGAAUGGCGUCAAUAUUGCCAUAUCAAUUUGAGCCAGUUUCAGAGCUUGAGAAUAACCAUCCUUUGCACAUACAGAUAUUUAAAUACAUAUUUGACUGUUAACUAGGGUUGGGCCGACAGACAAUGGCAUCAUACAUCGCCAAUAGCUGAUGGACAUCACGUUGUUGAUGUUUUUGGAAAGAAAAUUAGGUGUAUACGGAACCCGAACCCCAAAAGGGAAUAAAUACGUGAUGGAAGGAAAAUAUAUAUUCCAAUACUUUAUCUUGCAGUUAUAUCAAUGGCUAAUACUGUAGGCCUAUAUAAAUUGCGGGCAUGGAGGAGCCACUAUAAAGUUUGCCAAUGAAACUGCUUUUGAGUGCAUCAUAGCUUUUUAGUUUCACUUUCACUUUUGAGAUUUGCGAUCGCAUGUACUCUGUUUAUUCUAUCAGUACUUACCACACAUUUUACAAGAUUAGAUGUUUUGUCAGUGGUUCUCAGAAUCUACAAAUCUCUCCUAUUUACUCUGUUUCUGUAGUAAUUGAAAUUGUAUGUACUGCAAUGUAACAGGCAACCGUUAGCAAACGUUAUUUGUUUUUGGUGCUUUCUGAAUACAGAUUCACGCUUCAGCACACCCCCCACCUGCUGAAAAAUAACUGCAUUUUCUAUGUUCAGAUAAGUGCAAUGGUAAUAUGCAUAGUUUAUUUCAGAAAUUCAAAAGGGACUGUAAAUAUGCAUUGCUAUCUAUUUUAAUAGUUAUAUAUGAAUUGAUUUACAUAUUACAAAACAUGAAGCACUUCUUCGUCGUCGUCGUCGUCUUGUCUGAUACACUCAACCAAGCGUUCUAACCCUGAACUUGCCUCUAUCUACUCCCAUCCAUUCUAAUUUCCGUAGGUGUUAAUUAUUUUCAUAUUCUAAUGGACCUCUUUGUGAUAUCACAAAACCCGGAAACAACACUGUAGUCCAAAUAAGCCAUUUGUUGUAGUUUUUGACAAGGAUUUUUAAAAAACGAAAUGUCUCCCUUUUUAGUGGACUUUUACAUUUACAAUGUUGUAGAUCUUUUUUUAUGUCCAAACAUACACACUACACACUAAAAUUCAACAAAAUUCACAAAAAGUGAAAAAGCAUAAUAGGACCUCUUUAACACCACCGAUUGUCCCUGAUUCAAUUCAUCACUUGUCUUUCUGUGUCACAAGCUGAGAUGUGCCAUGAUUUAUUCAUGCUGUUUGUCACGAGGCAUGAAACACAUCUGCCCUAAUACUAGUGAAAAGCAUCCAGUGUGAAAAGUUGUACAACACUCGCACUGGAAAUUCUACCUAGACAUCGACUUCCUCACUCUCUUGCUCCCCCAAGUGGCCUGCAUCCAUCACCAGCCAAUCAUCUCACUGUAUUUAUGAUGCUAGAUUUACUGUCUAUUUUGCAUUUGUGUUUAUUUUUGGUCAGAUGUUUCUUUUGCUGCUUGCAAUCUUUUUAAGGGAGGUGUGGGAGUUCUUCUGUAACACUUCAUGUUUUCUUUCCUGACUCUCUCUCAGACAUCCAUGAUAAUUCUUGUCCAUUUAGGUGUUGCUACAAGGGUUCCCAUAUAUUUUGACCAGUGAAUUUACUUUUUUUUUUCUUUUUUCUUUUUUUUAGGCAUUUACGAUUCCAGGAAACAAUUUUGAAAAUCUUAAUAUUUUUAAGUCUAUCCUGUAAUAUUUAGAUAUCAAGGUAUAUUCACUAUAGAAAUUUUUAAGAUUUUAUUCAUUUCCACACCUUUACCAGGUCUGGGGUCACAAUUUAUAAUUCUCUGAUAUUCAAGGUUUUCCAAAUCUUUACUACACCUAAGUUUGCAAAUGUGAGUAUGAUGAAUUCAUAUCCAUAUUAAAUAUAUAUAUAUAUAAAAUGUAAACUGACCAAAUUUAUGAUAUGUAUUUUAUUCCACCAGAUUGUCAUGAAAUACACAAUUCUGAAAGCUCUUUAUCUUUAACCCUUGGUUGAUACGGGGGUAUGUAGGAGAGUGUAAUAAAGCCCACCAUCCCAUAAAUGUUUUUUUUUGUUGUUGUUUAUUUGUUUGUUUUGUUAUUUAUAAGAACUGAUAUCAGUUAUAUAUUCUCCUGUGAGAGCGCUUAUUUUUGCAGUGAUUUGUUUUU
This is a messenger RNA of Carassius auratus (goldfish), 5636 nucleotides long. RefSeq names its product collagen alpha-1(XXI) chain. The record is from RefSeq and is a predicted model, not a curated record. The coding region runs from base 144 to 3047 and encodes 967 amino acids. The transcript has 30 exons. Lineage: Eukaryota; Metazoa; Chordata; Actinopteri; Cypriniformes; Cyprinidae.